Trichoderma gamsii is the source of this 1086-nucleotide messenger RNA. RefSeq lists its product as hypothetical. Gene Ontology annotation, biological process: retrograde vesicle-mediated transport, Golgi to endoplasmic reticulum. Gene Ontology annotation, cellular component: membrane; Golgi apparatus. NCBI's taxonomy places the organism in Eukaryota, Fungi, Ascomycota, Sordariomycetes, Hypocreales, Hypocreaceae. The coding region runs from base 1 to 1086 and encodes 361 amino acids. The record is from RefSeq and is a predicted model, not a curated record. The transcript is spliced from 2 exons.
AUGGCCCCGCGAAUAAAUCUCCCGCCAGUAACACGAGCUCUGCUCGGCACUCUGCUCUUCCAGUCUGUCCUGAGCGCCGCGAUUAGAUAUCGCCAGUGGGCCGAGGAUACGGACAUUGUGAUACCGUACCUGACGCUCAUCCCGCAGCUGUCUAUUGCCUACCCCUGGACGUUUCUGACGGCUUCGUUGGUUGAGGGCAACAUCUUUACAUUCGGCUUGGGCGCCGUGACUCUAUACCAUGGCGGCCGGUAUCUGGAGAGAGCUUGGUCUUCGGCAGACCUGGCCAAAUUCCUUCUGCUCGUGACCCUGGUUCCAAACGUCCUCACCUUUUUCACCAUGAUCUUUUUCUUUACCUUGACUAGGAACACCGACUGGACACUUACGAUUAUCGGCGGUACCAUUCCUAUCCAGAUCGCUUUCCUUGUCGCCUUCAGCCAACUCAUCCCAGCGCAUACGGUCACACUAUUCCGAGGCAUCGUUUCGCUCCGAGUCCCAAGAAUCCCCCUCAUCUAUAUUGGCGUCGUCACCGUACUCUCGUUUACUCCGCUGCUAUCACGCGCUGCUCUUUGGCUAGCCAACUACAGCUUCCUUGUCAGCUGGACCUAUCUACGAUUCUUCAAGGUCGUCUUCCCCGAUCUUGAUUCAGCUCAACCGGCGUCGCUACGUGGAGAUGCCAGUGAAACAUUCGCCUUUGCCGAAUUCUUCCCCGGCCCCAUCAAGCCCGCCGUGGCUGCACUUUCAGAUCAAAUCUACAACAUCCUUGUCGCGAUUCGACUCUGCAAACCAUCAUCGCAGCGAGGCAUAACUACAGGGCGCGAUGGCUUCCAGCACAGAGGAGCACCAGGGAGUGCCCGUGCCGAAGCCGAGAGAAGAAGGGCUAUCGCAUUAAAGGCGCUGGACCAGAGGCUGAAUGCCGCAACUGCUGCUGCCCGGCAAUCCUCACAGGCCCCGCCACCGGCUCCUGCUCAGCCGAGCGGCCCACCUGUGCAGGUUCAGCCUCAAUCAAGUGCUCAAACGGCUAUGAAGUCUGAGCCAGGGCCCAUGCUUGGCGAGACCAAGUUUGAGCCGGAAGAAGAUGGUUCAUAG